This is a messenger RNA of Astrephomene gubernaculifera, 1116 nucleotides long. Lineage: Eukaryota; Viridiplantae; Chlorophyta; Chlorophyceae; Chlamydomonadales; Astrephomenaceae. The record is from the annotation of a GenBank genome assembly.
UCGCGUUUUGUGCUCGCGAUCCAUGAGCCUUCUGGCUCGGACGGAUCUUACGAGCUCGGUACGAAGCUUGUAACACAUACAUACAUACACAUACAUACAUACACUUCUUAUUGUAACCCAUCGGCUUCUAUACUCAACCAGUACUGAGGAAAUGCGACUCUAUUGCGUUUAAGACGAUAUCUUCUGGAACCUAAAAUGAACUUGAGAGCGGCGUUGCUCAUUGGAGUAGUCGCACUCCUGUUCAGCUCUGACCUUCUAGCGACUUUUGCUGGGAGCAAAGGGCCGCGCAGGCCUGCCGACCCAGAUGGUGGCCUCUCGCUUGGCGGCAAGCUGCACAUAGCUUUCUGUAGUAGCUGAGGCAUGCGAGGCGCGUUUGGGCAAGUGUACCAGCUUACUCAAACGCGCUAUCCGGGUUUGGAGGUAAUCGGCACGCACUACCCGGUGCCAGCAUGGAAGUACCCGUUCAUCCGGGCAGCGCAGUUCGCCCAGCUGUCGCUAAUAGCUGUUUGCAUCUUUGGAGACCGCAUCUUCCGGCACCUAGGUAUCCCGCCGCCGGAAUGGUACACGCGACACGUGGUGACCAAUCGCUUCGGUGCCGUGUUCGGUGUUUGGUUUGCUGGCAACUUCAUAAUGACCAACCUGCAAAACACGGGCGCCUUUGAGGUCUACUACGACGGACAACUGAUCUUCUCCAAGCUAGCGGAGGGUCGCAUGCCCACCCUCCAGGACCUCGUAGGGCCCCUAGACGCACUGCUCCUCACCCCAGCUGCCGUGGCCGCACGCGCAGCUGCUGGUGUUGCUGCCGGUUUGGGUGCUGCUGCUGGCGUUGCGGGCAUGGACGGGGCGGAUGCUGGAAUGGGCGACUUUGCCGGCCAGGUCAGGUAGCGGGAGCGGCGAGCUGGCAACCCGGGGCCUCACACCGGCCGGCGGAGCUGCCUCUGCUGCUGCUGCUGGUGGUGCCGUAAGCUCUAGCAGCCGGGAGCAAGCAAGACGUCAUGUGUGUCGUGGACAUGUUGAUAAGUUUGUCAAAGGGAGUUUAUGGGCGGCUUGCAGGUGGCUUGCAAGUGGGAAGCCGGCCCAGCACGUACAUGGUUUGGGGCGCAUGGGACAUGGGGG